CGUCCUCAACAGGCAUGGGUUCCUGAACCCAGCAUCAAUUCUCUGUGCGUCGUGCAUCGUGUCGACCCACGCUCUCGCUACACCGUGUUGCUGCGAAGGAAAUCAUUUGUAAACGCGGGAUUGUCGCGGACGUCCAGAUAGCGCCCCAACUGCUCCACGUCUUUGGCGGGGUAGCUCGUUACUGAGCAUUACCACAACAUCUUUGUCAGCCCAACGUCCAAUAUCUUCCUUUCUCCGCCCAAAAGCAAUCGUCAAAAUCCACGAACAGAGUCAGAUAGACUAGCAAAAUUCGAAUCGACUCGUCUUCGUUCACACAUAUCGAUCGCUCGAAAGCAUAGUCACCCCGGUUGAAUUCAGUUGGCAAUCUAGUCAAGCAAGCAUAGUCCGUCACGAUGCCGACUGGUUCACGACGAACACCUUCGCGGAAGGGUUCCAUGGCCGAUGUGCCAAAGGAUCUGCUGGAUCAAAUCAACAAGCUUGAAGACUUGUUUAUCGUCGAUGGCCAGAAGCUCAAGGAGGUCACUAAUCAGUUCGUCUCCGAGCUGGAACGCGGUCUUGGCGAGAACGAUGCUACUAUUCCUAUGAAUCCGACUUGGUGUAUGGCUUUUCCCGACGGCAACGAAACCGGUACCUUCCUCGCCCUCGACAUGGGCGGCACCAACAUGCGAGUCUGCGAAGUAAUCCUUACCGAGGAAAAGGGCGAAUUCGACAUCAUACAAUCCAAAUACCGCAUGCCUGAGGAGCUGAAGACUGGCACGGCAGACGAGCUAUGGGGCUAUGUUGCGGAUUGCCUGCAGCAGUUCAUUGAGUACCACCACGGCGACGACCAGAUCGAGCAGCUGCCGCUCGGCUUCACCUUCUCCUACCCUGCAACACAAGAGUACAUCGAUCACGGCAUCCUGCAACGGUGGACGAAGGGCUUCGAUAUUGAUGGUGUCGAGGGAAAGGAUGUCGUGCCGCCCUUUGAAGCCGCUCUCGCAGAGCGUGGCUUGCCCAUCAAGCUAACUGCACUUGUGAACGAUACCACGGGUACCAUGAUUGCAUCCGCGUACACGGACCCUCUGAUGCGUAUCGGAUGCAUCUUUGGCACUGGUUGCAACGCCGCAUACAUGGAAGACUGUGGCUCUAUUCCCAAGAUUGCGCACAUGAAUCUUGAUCCGUCCCUCCCGAUGGCUAUCAACUGCGAAUAUGGCGCUUUCGACAAUGAACACAAGGUCCUUCCUCGCACGCCCUAUGACAUCAUAAUCGAUAAGGAGUCGCCUCGGCCCGGACAACAAGCCUUCGAGAAGAUGAUUGCCGGCCUAUACCUCGGUGAGAUCUUCCGUCUUGUUCUUCUUGACCUGCACCAAAACCACGAAUGUGAUUUCUUUGCAGGCCAGGAUAUCAGCAAGCUGAAGAAAGCGUACUCUCUCGAUGCCGGAUUCCUGGCGGCCAUCGAGGAGGACCCCUUCGAGAAUUUAAGUGAGACACACGACUUGAUGCAGAACAAACUGUCCAUCUCGUGCACAAAGCCCGAACUCGAACUCCUCCGCCGUCUCGCUGAGCUCAUUGGAACGCGCGCGGCGCGCUUGUCCGCCUGUGGUGUUGCCGCCAUAUGUAAGCACAAGGGAUGGGAGACAUGCCAUGUUGGCGCCGACGGCUCUGUCUUCAAUAAGUACCCGCACUUCAAGAUACGUGGAGCGCAAGCAUUGAAGGAGAUCUUGGACUGGCCGGAAAACAAGGGCAAGGGCAAGGGCGAUCCGAUUGAGAUUCUGCCUGCUGAGGAUGGCAGCGGCGUCGGUGCGGCUUUGAUCGCGGCGCUGACGUUGAAGCGCGUGCAGCAGGGGCAGAACGCUGGUAUCAGAGAUCCGGAGGCAAUGAAAAGGGCUGCGGAACUGGCCAGCAAAGCCAAACCAUUCAAAUGA
Messenger RNA from Paraphaeosphaeria sporulosa, 1904 nucleotides. RefSeq names its product hexokinase-like protein. The record is from RefSeq and is a predicted model, not a curated record. Gene Ontology annotation, cellular component: mitochondrion; cytosol. Lineage: Eukaryota; Fungi; Ascomycota; Dothideomycetes; Pleosporales; Didymosphaeriaceae. Gene Ontology annotation, molecular function: ATP binding; glucokinase activity; mannokinase activity. The coding region runs from base 393 to 1904 and encodes 503 amino acids. The transcript is spliced from 4 exons. Gene Ontology annotation, biological process: glycolytic process; intracellular glucose homeostasis; glucose 6-phosphate metabolic process.